UGAUUUUCGUGGAAAUUUCAUGGUUUUUGGCCGGUGCUUACGACUAAAUUGGUUCGUCUCAUCCCUAAAUUCCAUUCUUUUCGCCAACGUUUCAAAAAGAACGUCAAGCACUGCGAUUAAGAUGGAUCCUUCAUUAACAGCGAAAGAUCUCCGAAAGAUGUUCGUUGAUUUCUUUGUGGAGAAAUACGAGCAUACCUUUGUCCCUUCCUCAUCUACGAUUCCUCAUGAGGACCCAACCUUAUUGUUUGCGAACGCUGGUAUGAAUCAGGUAAUUUCAUCGAUAUCUGUGCAUUGAAAACUGCUUAAAAGGUUUCACGUCAUAAGUUGUUACUUGCAUCACAAUUCAGGAAACCAAUAGUAAUUACAUUGUGUUGACUGACGGGUUUCAAUUUGGAAAAAAUAUUUCACGUGCUCUUUCGAACAUUUGUUUUUUGUGGGAUGUGAGACAAUUCACGACCAUUGUUGCCUAAAUUUUCUCAUGGCUCCCCUCUAUUGCUGUUUCACCUUUUACCCUUUUUGACCAAGGGUUUUGGAAGCAGGAAAUGGGAAAUCUAGACACAGAAGGAAAUAGGACUUCCGUUUAAAGGACCAUUUUUGAGUUUUUUUUUAAUUAAAAAAACUCUAUUUUAGUGUGUAGAGUGGUAUGUGGCUCGCACCAAUCAGAUUGCUGCAUUAGGGUAAAUAGCUAACACCAAUCAGAUUGCUACAUUAGGGUAUGUAUUUCACACCAAUCAUAUCACAACAUUUGGAUAUCAUGCACCAAUCACAGCAUUUGGGUAUUGUUAUUUUGUAAAUGAUGUCAUGGAGUUAGGGAGCUGUGCACAAAGAAUGACAUCAAACAGAAAUUUUGGGCUCAUUUGAUAAGUGUUAUGAUUGUGCCCUUUGCAAGAGCCUUGUCAAGUGAGGUGGAGAUUUAUCGGGAUAUGGAAGGUUCGCAUUUAUUUUUAUUGUAUAAUUUUUGAGGUAAAACAUGUUUUUUCUGUUCCUUUUCUCACAACCCACAUGCCAAACAACUUAUAUUCCAUCACAUACCAUGAAAACAACAUCCAAAGUCUAAUCAGAACAUACUCAAUCGUUGCACUACAUGAACAUUAGGCAAUGUUUCAUGUGCUUGAAUUGUAUUCUACCUAUCAAAUUCCAUUUUGCCACAUUAGACUUCACUCCAUCACAUCCCAUUUCCUUGUAAACAACCAACUUGCAUUUUAUCAGGUAUUCUAACAGCAUUAUCUAACACCAUAGAAAAAAAUUCAGAUGAAACUUUGUUACUGAGUGAAUUUUCUACGCAUUCUCCCACAUUUUGACUUUUUCUACAAAUAAAAUUUGCUUUUAGCUACCUUUGAAAUAACCUAAUCACAUGUUAAUUUCUUGUAAACAACCUGCAUUUUAUCAUGUAUUUCACACACAGAGGGCAAAGUCCAGAUAAGCCAGAACCAAUCAAGGAGCCCUCUUUGAAAUAUUAUCCUUUCCUCUUGCUCAGUUUAUCUUCUCUUAUAUGAGAUUGCAAUAUAUCUUUGGUUAGGGUUCAUUGGAGAUGCAUGUGUUUCAGUCUACUUUCACUGUAAAAUUAUGUGGAAUUAUAUUUUUAAGAGGACUAACUGUAGAUGAAUAAUUUUGAUUUUGUUUCUCUUAGAUGAAUGGCUGUAAGGGUAGUCUCUUUUGCAACCAUUAUUUGUUCUCAUCACGCAAUGGCUCUCUUCAACGGGGAAUAGAGGCAUUGUGUGACGAGAUCAAACAACGGCUGCAAAGGAGACUACAGUAAGCGUGGCUCCGAUGCAUUUUAUUUUUGCUCAUAAGUAUUUAGACAAUAGAGACAAUAGACAACAAAAUACCUAUGUGAGUUUAGAUAAAUUGUUUUUUCUCUUUCUCUUGAAGUGAAGUAAUGUGAUAUUUUUGUUCUUUUGAAACUUAUGAAAGCGUUAGGAACACAAAGUGUUCCACCUCAUCCUAUCCAGCUAAAAAGUAACUCUUGCAUGUCUAUGUUAUUUAAUAGGGGAACCCCUCUUUUGACAGAAUGUUCCAUGAGGAUCUUUAGUUGUUGUUAAUAUCUGCGGUGGAGGGAAGUGCAGUAACAUGUUUGAAAAGUAUUUGAAACAGAGUUUGGAAAAAUGGAAUCUUUUAGUGAUGUAGAAAACAUCAUCGGGGGAGGGGAGAUAAGGAAUAUUUUGUCACCAAUUUUACAUUUUUCCUAGGGAGGGGGGAAGAUUCAAAUUCUUUGACCUAAAUUUUGGAUUAUUUUCCUGUGCUUAAUUAAGGUAAAUCUGUAGGGUCUGUAACAAAGCAUAGUUCUAAACAGUUUUUAAACCACUAAAUUGUUUAGACAAAACCAAACAAGUUUGAUGAAAAAUAAGACCCAAUAAUGACUAAAACAUGCAAGAAUCUUGGGUACAAUAUAGUUAUUAGCUCUCAUUAGGAUAGUUGUUAUAAAAUUACAAACUUGAGAAUUCACUCACUGUGUUAGGACGAUUAAAAAAUUUUCUAAUAUUUUUAAAAGAUUGUCUCGUUCUGUUUUCAUUGUACAGUACAAGUCAAUUUUUUUGGGAACUGUGGAUCCAAACAGUGAUCUGUCUAAACUCAAACGUGCUGCUAACAGCCAGAAAUGCAUUCGUGCAGGAGGCAAGCACAACGAUCUGGAUGAUGUAGGCAAAGAUGUUUAUCAUCAUACAUUCUUUGAAAUGCUGGGAAACUGGUCCUUUGGAGAUUAUUUUAAGGUCUGUUAUGGUGAAAUUCACUUUUUUUCAAUGCUGUUGAAGUGAGAAAUCUUUGGGUUAUUCAUGAAGACUGUUUUUUAUUAUUUAUGUUUUAUUAUUUAUGUAAUAAGCAGAAUUAUUUAGUCACACAGUUUGAUUGGUUCUUACGUAUGACCUCUUCAAGGACAGAUUCAUAUACAUUCGUUUACAAUACAUGCAUCUUUAUCAUAUAAUUUAGACAGUAUCCUUUUUGUUGUGGUUCUGUUUACUAAAUGAUCACAGAUGACAUCAAAAUGUGAUAGGAAUGUUAGUAAGACAAUUGGAUGCACCUUGUGUGCCACUCUUUUGUUCUUACCAUACAUUAUAACAUAGCUAGUAAAUUUGUCUAAUCAAAUUCAAUUGCACAAACAUGCUUCAUAUUCCUAUUGUGCACACUCAUGACGUCAGCAAACAAAUCCCUCGAGAAGAAAAAUUUUCCAUCAGGUUGAAAAUGUUAUAAAUAAUUGGUUCAUGUGUCAGCUGUGCAUUCACCAAGAUAUGAAGUACUUGGGAAGUUUGGAGAGCACUCAAGAAGCUAGAGUUGCUCUUGGCUAUGCCUCAAGCAACUCUUACACAUCUUUCGUGCUCUCCAAACUUUCCACAUGCUUCAUAUCUUGAUGAAUGCACGCUGAUGUAUGAACCAAUUGUUAAUUUAUGUCAUCUGUAAUCUAGUGCAAAACAGAUGCAAAUCAACAGGAAUCUAUUCUUUGUAUAUUAAAUGAUGGCCAUCAAGAUGACUCAUGAAAUUUUUUUAUUAGGAUAGUAAACAAGAAUUUAUUUAUAAUUUAAUAUUUUACGACAUGUGUAGAAAGAGGCCAUUGAGUUUGCUUGGGAGCUGCUGACAGUCAAAUAUGGGAUGCCAAAAGAGCGUCUUUAUGUUACUUACUUUGGAGGUGCAGAGGGUCUUGAAUCUGAUGAGGACACCAAACAGUUUUGGCUCAACAUGGGGUAAGUAUGCACUGACCUGCUCAUCCUCAGUUCCUGGUGACAUUGUAUAGCAUUAAUUUGAAAUUUGGCUGAGGUUAUUUCACAGGUAACCACAGCUGUGAAAGUAAUUACAACUCAUAGAUCUUCUUCAAUCUAAACUUUUUCCUAAUAUUUACACCAAACACACUCCAGGCUGUCUCCAUUUUGGUCUCCAUGGAUUUGCAGCUUAGUGGCUAGUUUGACAACCUGUGUUUAACAGCCUGUUAUAGCAAGUUAUACUGAUAAAACUACCUCUUGUUAAUGGUCAACAGUUAAAGUAUUUUUCUUCUGUAGUUGAAGUAUUGAACCUUAGCCAUUUGACCUGUUAGAGUGACUAGCAUCUAAUUCCCCCUUACAUUAUCACCCCUGAAUUAAACCUUAAGGUUGUGAGAAUAAAGGAAUUGAUCACCAACUAAAGAAGCUUGUGAUUUUUAAACAAAUUCUCCUGAGCAGCACCUUUUGUUAUGUAUAGAGAACAGUAUGGAGAAUAUGUAUACUGAUGUCAGGGUAUGAAGGGUUGAUUAGAGGUGUGGUGUGGUCAAUAUUAUUGUGCAUCUUGAAACAUUGUAUUAAGCAUCUUUUCUUGUUUCUUUGAAGAACUUUAGGUGUUAGGCUUGGAAAAAGAGGUCUAUCUCAUCAAAGGGUUCCCUUCUAUUGUCAAUUUGGUACUCCUAAAGGAUAUAUUACAAAGCACAUGUAACGUCUUCAAAAUUUUGGCAAACUUUUCUUAUUUAACAGCAGUUAUCAGCUAAGAUUUCCUAAAUAAUCACUGACCCUACCUAAAUUUAACAAGAUCAGGUAUUUAAUAUGUUUUGAAAAUAAUUUUAUUUGACAGCCUCCCAGCUGACAGAGUGCUCCCAUUUGGAAUGAAGGACAACUUUUGGGAGAUGGGCGAGACUGGACCAUGUGGACCAUGCACUGAAAUUCAUUUUGAUCGUAUUGGUGGACGUAAUGCUGCCUAUCUUGUUAACAUGGAUGACCCAACUGUUCUUGAAGUGUGGAAUCUCGUGUUUAUUCAGUUUAACAGGUUGGUCCCAUAAAGAAAGACGCGUUUUUUUUUUUGCCUUGUUACUAAGGAGGGACACUGAAAAAUUACAAGUCCCCAAGAGGAUUCAAACCACAGAUCUUCAGAUUCUGCACUGUGACAGAUUCUAUCACUGACUGUGUCUGAGCCAGGCCAUACCAUGGUUCAUAUAUUUUAAGAUGUUAGAAAUUACAAAUGCCAAACUCUAAAUUGCAUGGAGAUUGUAGAUGUUUUGGUGAUCUGGUUGGCUAUUAGACAUGUACUUUCACUUACCUAGCAUUUAAGAAGCAUUGUAGAGAAUUAAGUCAACUGAGAGUGGUGGCUAAAAUCAUGAUGGUUUCCUCUUUAAAAAAUUUGUCAUCUCAGUCAGUAUUAUCCUUAAUUUACAGCUCUAUAUAAUCACAUAUUUAUCUAACAAAUACAGUUACUGCUUGCAGAAAAGUACUUUAUGAAAAAAUAAUUGCAGUGGCAGUAUGAUUUUUCCAAAUUUGUUUGCCCUGUUUCAGAAUUGUAUGCAAUUCCUUAAAAUCAAAAUUCUAGAGGAUUAUGAUCCCUUUUCUUUUUUGAAAAAAUCUGAGUUAAAAGAAAAAAGGAUAUGUCUUAAUAAUUUGUUCUUAUAACAAUGUGUUAAAUUUUUAUUUUAUAAACUCAGAGAAGGAGAUGGAAGUCUUAAAUCUCUGCCUAGUAAACAUGUGGACACUGGUAUGGGACUGGAGCGUCUAACAUCAAUCACUCAGGGAAAGAUGUCCAACUAUGACACUGAUCUAUUUCAGCCAUUCUUUGAAGCAGUUCAUAAGGUAUUUCACUCAUUAUACUCAAAUAUGCUCCCUGUUUAAAAAGUUAGGAAUAUAUUAUACUGUCUGGUUUAUUUCAGGGCACUGGUGUCAGACCAUAUACAGGUCUCGUUGGAGCUGAAGACAAAGAUGGUGUUGACAUGGCUUACAGAGUUGUGGCUGAUCAUGUCAGAACAUUAACUAUGGCCAUCACUGAUGGUGGGAAACCCGACAACACUGGCCGAGGGUAAGACUGAGUCUAACACUUGCUUACUAACAACAAUUUUUUUUAAGAAUUUGUCUGUCCUACCUCAGCAUCUACCUCAGCAUUAUGGCCCAUUGUCUCUGUGCCCCAAGGUGUUGUUAUGGAGAGGAUUAAGCUAUGACACUUCAGUUUCUUUCCUUUAUCAUUUUUUCUUUUCUUUUUUUUCUUUUUUUUUUCAAUGCCACCAAUAUUUCAUUUACAAACUUUAAGCUUGAAGUAAUAGCAACAGUGACUACAAAAUUGAGAUGUCUUAGGAUGCAAAGAAUAUUUGUACUCAAAAUUUUCAAAACAAGGAAAUAGGGAAAUGUGAGAGUCUGUGUUUUUUGAUGUGCUUCUGUGAUAUGAUAUGUUUCUUUUUUAUCAGGUAUGUGUUAAGACGUAUCCUUAGAAGAUGUGUUCGCUUUGGAACAGAAAAACUCAACAUGCCCCCAGGAUUCAUAGCAUCAUUGGUGUCAGUGGCUGUGGACACUCUGGUCAGUGGUUUCAACCAUGGCAUAUUGCAUAUAUGUUAGACUUUAUGUAAACCUUUGGUUGAUGCAGUACUUUCUUUAGACAUGAGUACCGGUAUGUCAGACAUUACGGAAAAAUUUAUUUCCGAAGACCAUUCCUCUGAUUUUUCUAGAAACUGAUUGAUAUUUUUUUGAUUUACAGGGUGACUUCUUUCCUGAAGUGAAGAAAGAUCCACAACAGGUAAGAUUAACAUAUUUUUGUCUGGAUUAAAAUGUAUUAUUAUUUCCAUUGAUGCUUUAAUCAUUAUUUAAUCAGGGAAUUACUUUUCAUUGGGAGAUAUGUGAGUUGGCAACAAGUUUGAUUUAAAAGGAUGCAUGAAAAAAUUAUUACCUGCAUGAGCAAAAGUAAUGUCUUGAUCAUGAUUUUUAUUGCAAUUUGGAACAGGUAAAAGAUGUUAUCAAUGAAGAAGAAACAAUGUUUCUCAAAACUCUUGCCAGGGGAAGAAAACUUUUUGACAGGACAGUGAACCAGCUGACAGACAAUUUCAUCCCUGGAGAUGUGGCUUGGAGAUUGUAUGAUACAUAUGGCUUCCCUGUGGACCUAACACAACUCAUGGCAGAGGAACGGGGAUUGACUGUAGACAUGAAUGUUUAUGAGGAAUCUAAGAAAAAAGCCCAGGUUAGUGGUUUUCAUUGACUUUACCCUCUGACUCCCAGGAGUAGGAGGGUUUAAGUGACCCAAGAGGAAAUUCUCCAUAGAAUCAAUACAAUUUCCAAGCAGAGAGGAGAUGAGAAAAAGGGAAAAGUAUCUUAUGAGGGAUGUCAUCUGAUAUAACAACAAAUUAUCUGGCCUAAGGUUGCAAGAAAUAUUUAGGAGACAGUGCAGAGGAUUGAUAACUGGAUGCUUAAGGUGAAAGGGUGCUGCCAAAGGAGGGACACACAAAGACUUACAUGUUAAGUACUGGCUUCCCUAACAUAAGCUCUCUGGUACAUGGUAGAUCCUUAAUUCAAACGUACAGCUCUGGUUAUGACUUGGGAAGAAAAAGUUCUUCAAUCUUAUUGUUUCAAACUUUUCUUGAUGAUGACUUCAUUGACUCUCUAAAGGAAAUUGCUCGAGGAAAAGGCUCUGGAAAUGAUGAUGCCAUCACUCUUGAUGUCCAUGCAAUUAACAAGUUACAAAAAGACUUGAACCUUAAACCAACCAAUGAGAAGUCCAAGUAUAGCUACACAUCAGACAAAGAAGGAAAUUAUGGUAAAAUAAUUCCUUUAUUAGAAUAUUUGUGUGUUUUUACACUAAUCAGCAAAUUAAGGACACCCUAGCAUUAAGAGACCACAUGACGGUAUGAUGGAUGCUUAUGAUCUCAAUCAGGGAAGCAAAUCAGAAAGUUUGGUUUAACUGAGAAUGUUCUGAGUAAAGAAAAAUAUUCCCUCUCAUGAUUCUCCAGAUUUUUACCUGAUUAAGAGGAAUGACUAAAAUGGCUGGCUUUACAGGUGAAAAAGAUGAAGGGAUCCAGUGACCUGGUUAGCACUGAUCGCUUUAAUCCUGAUGUACAGAAACCUUGUAACUUGUCAACAUGUGUCACAAUAUUUGGGAAUUUUUAACUUUUAGAAUCAUUUUGAGUACUUUUAAAGCUCUCGAAUCAGAAACCCUAAAAUAUCUAUUGCAGAACUUUGUGUAAUCUGUUUGCCAUACAAAAAAUCUCUUGUAAUCUUGUAAUUGUAACCAAUAAUGUUCAGUCAAGGUUGUGGAUAUUGGUGUUGUUCUUUUUGCUUUUAUAUAGACCACAACUUCGUUUGGCUCCAUCUUGACUGAAAAAGCUUGGUUCAUAACGCAUAUAUUAUUUUUUUGUGGUCUUUAUUAAUAUGAUCAUAUCGCCAUAUCCAUUUACCAGUAAUCUUGAAGCUCUAGCUACACCUUGUUCACCUCUGAAUGAUAAUUUUUGAUAACCUCUCUUGUGUUUUUCAGUGUUUGAGCCUGUGACAGGAACAGUAAAGGCGAUCAUAUUUGAGAAGGAGUUCGUCAACGAAGUAAUCACCGGCAGCCACUGCGGAGUUGUCCUGGACCGAACAUGCUUUUAUGCUGAGCAAGGAGGGCAGAUAUACGACCAGGGAUUUAUGGUCAAAGAGGGCGAUGAUGUAAGUGAUCAAAUAGAGAAAUGAAAAUUUGACUGAAAACUAUUUCAGCUGUCACAAGAUAAUUUGGUUUUAUGAAGUGAGUUGAUAAUGUAGAUUGGCCACCUGUUCUGAUUUUCUAAAGCGGAUGUUUCGAGCGUCAGCCCUUCGACAGAGAGAACGGGCUAACGCUCGCAACUUAUCCAAAUUAUCCUGUUAUACCCCAACCGAUGCAGCAUUACAGUCUCUUUAGAAACUUUCCCCCCUUUAUUCAGCUGUCAUAGUUUAAUUACGGCAUCAAUGAUUGUUCAUUAAAGCGAACCAGUUCAUUAGUGGCGAUACAUUCCAUCGCCAUUUGGUCCUGCGUGUCGUUACAUGAAAAUCUAUGAACCUUUUUGUCACUAAUGAAUAUUUGUUGUUUUGCAGGAAGUGGAAUUUUCAGUCACUAAUGUACAGGUUCAUGGUGGAUAUGUACUUCAUGUAGGAGCAGUUGAAGGUACUCUGAGAGUUGGAGACCAGAUGAAAUGUCAGAUAGACGAGGUAAUUUGACAAGAGCUGUAUCACCCCUUAUUAAAGUAAAUAAAAAAAGAUGAUUUUUGACCAGUUCUGUCUUUGGGUCAAGUCUUGGAAGAUAGAAAGAAUAUUUAUAAUUCUAUGCAGAGAAAAAGUCGUAACGUCAUAGUCAAAAGGUGAAGUAAAGUCAAAAAUUUAAAACCAGUUUUGCAAACACCUUUGUAAAUCCAAGAUUGUAAUAAAACAAUAAAGUACACUCACAGGCAUAAGGUAAAGAUGUUUCGGGUCUGACUCAGAGUCAUUUAGCGCGAGCCGUCAGGCGAGGGUUAAAAUGGGCUCAGAGAAUGACCCAAAACAUCUUUACGUCCAAGAACAUAAACUGUGUUACUAUUGUUUUCACUUUAGAGGGCAAUGAGGCGAUAGACACUUUUAAAGAUAACUUUAAAACAAAACCUUCAAAACAAUUACGCAAGCAGGCUAAAAUGUAUUAGCCAGCCAAAAUAUCUCUUUCAGCCCGUAAAAUGCUCCACAGUGCCCAAUAAAGUGAUAAUAGUGGAAUUAUAGAAGUAAAUAACUUUAGGUAAAAGUGACUUGUGUCGAUAAUUUUUUUCUACAGCAAAGGCGAAGACUGACAAUGAACAAUCACACUGCCACUCAUGUACUGAACUUUGCGCUCAGGAAACAUCUUGGAGACGCUGACCAGAGAGGCUCACUUGUCGCACCUGAUAAGCUCAGAUUUGAUUUCACUGCUAAGGUUUGUUUCUCGAUUAACCCCUCAACCCCUAAGAUUGACUGACUUCGUUGCUGGUUUGAAACUUGUCGCGUGAAAAAUCUGCCGAUUUUUCAGAUUGUCCUUGAUUUGCAAAAAAAAUCCGCUGAAUAAAACGCUCGAACCACAAAAUAGUAAGAUUCCCGCAAAAUUUAUAUGCUACGCUAUGGAACUGAAAAGAACUGUUGACAGUGACUAACUUUUUGAGAACCCGGCUGAACAGAAGUAAUUUCGAAGGUUAUCUCCUCUUCUCUGCAGAAAUUACCAAGAAAUUAAUGAAGAGUUUUUUUUUUCCUUUCCACAGGGGGCAAUGACAACGGAGCAGAUCAAGAACACUGAACUAACUAGCCAGGACAUUGUGUCAAGGAGCAUGGACGUAUUUGCUAAGGAGUCACCUCUGGCCACUGCUAAAGACAUUCAAGGUCUCAGGGCGAUUUUUGAAGAGGUGAGCACAAAAUGUCUCUGCUCCGGCGUAUCAAGUGAGAUUUUCGUCCUCUCAUGUCCUUUCUCUCGAUAACGCAGUGCGACUUUGCGCUUAGCGGGCAAUGCCUAUAAGCAGUUCCUUAUUACGUGCGAUAGAGGACGCGCGUUUCUUCGCCCGGGGGAGGAUUUGAGACGGAUCGGGGAGAGGUUUCCCGGGGGGUCUGUCAUUAUCAGUGCUAGACCCCUUGUGGAUCUUUUUGCCGACUCGCGUCAAACAAGAUCUCUUACUUUCACGCGGGCAAAGAAACGCUCCAAUAAUGAAGGGCGAACUCGCAUACUAAGCGGACACCCACGGGAUACCACGCUAGUUUCCACUCGAAGACGUUCUUGUAAAUGUAACGCAACGGGGGGGGGGAGGAAUUCAGCAAAGGUUCCAAAUUACAAACUUUAAAGGUUUGGUUUGAUUUUUUCGAGGUUAGCAUACUGUAACGUGGUUCCCUACUUUAGGCUGAUGUCAGUUUUAUGCGAAGACCGCUGUGUUCGCUCACCACUUAACAAUGUUAUUACUGAUUAGGUUUAUCCUGAUCCAGUCCGCGUGUUGUCCAUUGGUGCAUCAUUCGAUGAACUUCAAGACGAUCCACAAGCUGGAUACAAGUAUUCUGUCGAAUUUUGUGGAGGAACGUAAGUAAUAUUCACGGUCCUUCAGGUGAAGUAAUCAUGCGCUUUUGUUCUUAUCCAAGUAUUAGUCAAAGCUAAUCUAGGGACACACCGCUUGAUAUCUGAGUUUUAGUUUUUACUGAAAUAAAGUCUUCUUCCGACUGCUGUCAAUUGAAAGUGUAAACGCUUCCGUUGAAAUCAAUCAGAAGAAAAAUCAAGGUUCACGUGACUCUGUGUUUAAUUUUUUAUCGCCCUUGGCGAGAGGUGUGUAAGUUUGUUUGGUAAUUAUCAUUGGUUCAAUGCGUUGUAGCAGCAACACUUAAAUCAUGUGAUAAUUGAUCAAAGCAACUGCAGCAGCUAAUCCCUGUAAGCAGCUGCAAAACAUGAACCAAAUUCGUAAUAUCAUAGGCUCGAUUACGUCUGAGGUAUUUUGCAGUGACCUUCGAUGGAGUUUUCUUAAAGGAAUCUAAAAUUCAAAAAAUUACGACGACCAAUCAGAACAAAAGAAAACUAUGACCAGAAGCCAAUGGGAACUUGAAUUGAUUACAUACAAGUUGUUUUAAGCGCGGGAAAACGUGAUUAACCGCGACGUGGUUGGUUGUAACUUCGCAUCUGAUUGGUUAUUAUGGCGGAGCGAGUUUUCUUGACCAAUCACAGAGCAAAGUAAAGAAGUUUGAAAUCACUCCCUUCAAUUCCAAAUUGCGUUUGAAACUCAACUGGGAUUACUCUAUCGUUCCUGAAGUUUUUCUACUAUUUGUCAUCAGGCAUCUACAGAACACAGGACACAUGAAAUCAUUUGUCCUCGUGUCAGAAGAGGCCAUUUCUAAAGGAAUUAGGAGAAUUGUGGCUCUCACAGGACCUGAAGCUCUGAAAGCCGAGAAGAAAUGUCACUCGCUGGAAGAGAGAGUUGAAAAUGUUCAGAAUCUGGUGAAGGAAAAGAUGAAGGAUGGUGGACUUAACAUUAAAGAAACUUCACAAGAAAUCACAAGAAUUAGUGAGGUAAUAAUAAUAAUAAUAGUUUAUUUAAACUCUCUUGCAGUAACUUACUGAGUUAACGAGUUAUAACACAGUGAAAACUUAAUAAGAUCAACUAUGUACAUUUCUAUAUAUAUUAAGUACAAAUUAUAUACACCACACCAGAACAUGUAUCACAUUUGUUAAAAAUACUAAAAGUGAAAAAGUCUUCGGUGCGCUUCGUUCUAUAGGUAGUAACAUAAUAAUAAUAACAAUAAUAAUAAUAACAAUAAUAAUAAUUAUAAUUUUUAAUGUUUUGUAUCAAUACGAUGAUCAAGAUACUUCUACCAGCGUUACGUUUUGCGUGUUAUGUUUAUUGUUAUAAAAAAAGUCACGUUUAUUGUGAGCUGAGGUAGUGAACUUGUUCCUUCAGUGUUUUAUUGACGCGCUUUCAACUCUAAUCUUCACCAUGGGAAAGUGUCGUUUGAUCAAUUAUUUUCAAGCUGUUAGUCAUAACAAAAAAGUCUGCAAAGGAGACUGGUUCUUAUUUCCCUCCCUUCCCUCUCCCACCCCCCAAUUCGACCAUUUCAUCGGGUUACCCAGUUGACCGAUAAACAUUUAUUCUCUCUAGUGGAGAUAAGCACUGUGAGAGUAAAGUGUUGCCUAAUAACACAGGGUAACACCCCGAAACUUUCGAUAGGGAGUAAAGCGCGCUCACUCUUUUGUCCAACACAUGUCUAGUAUGAUUUGUGACAAGGAUAGAGCGGUAUUUUGAACAUUUGUGUUUGUUUGUCCUUUAUAAGGAUAUAUCUGCAGCCGUCAUUUCGGCCUGGCGGAAAGAUGAAAUGAGAUCCAAAUUGAAGAUUGUCAAGAAACUAGUUGACGACGCUGACAAAGCGAAGAAAACCGUCUUGCAGCAACAAGUGAGUCAUUUUAAACUUUUCAGAAGUUGUCUCGGCUGUUUGCGAUUAGAGAUGAGAUUGGUAGGGAGAAUGAGGAAGUCGAUAUGGAGAAUAGUCUUGGUCUAGUUAAAAAAUUCUCAAUGGGAAUACGAUAGGAAUUGUAAGUAAGCAAGGAGAAUACCUUUUUGUAAACAGUGACCUGUUCUCUCUAAAACUUGAUUUUUAAACAGCAGGGAUGUUGAAUGAACUACAGCUUUCCCACUAAAAGAUACAGAAACAUGGAAAUCCUGCUUUAAUUUGGGCCACUACAGCACGACAUUAGAAGUCAAAGUUGUGUAGAAAAGUAGUCUUGCUACGAAGAAAAUGUGAAGAGGGUUGUUUAUCUCACUGGCAUGAAUAUCUCAGUCUUGUAACUCGGUUGGGGAAUGAGUGCGAAUGAAGAACUUGCUGUAAAUUUACUUAACUUUUUUUUUUCUUUUUUUUCAGGCGAUCGAUAAAGCUAAAGGCAUAGUGGAAGCAGAUCCUAACAGAUCAUUUGUUGUUGAUGUGUUUGACGCUGGUUCAAAUUCUAAGGUGAGUGACUUAACUGUACCGUCGGAAAGACAGGUAACAACGCCAUGCUAGAGGUGAAACAUACAAUGUGUCCUAUUUCCGAGAUGCAUUGCGUACCCUAACCAGUGUGAACACGUGACUAACCGAUGAACGCUUGGUGGGUAUAUUUUUCAUAAUUCCUAGACUUUCCUUGUACAUUUUUCCAUUUAAGAUUCUUGACGCUGCCAUGAAACAGUUCAAAAGCCUGGCUCCGAAAAUGGCCGCUCUUCUUUUCAGUGUGGACGAAGAAAACUCCAAGAUCAUCUGCUUAGCUCAAGUACCCAAGGUUUGUUACUGGGGAAACAUGCUCCAGAGGCCAUAUCAUGUAUAUUUCCGCUAUUGGAAAAAAGUUCUUCUUUUUUAACUUUACUAUUGCUGUAUUUUGCCAUUCUAAAGAUUAACACAAUCCCUUUAGAAUUUGUCUUCAAAUGUGCUAAAAAUUGCAAAACUGUUGCAUGAGGUAUUGAAUCAAUUCUUAGAGUAUUUGUGAUCUCGAAAGGUUGCAGGUCAUCUUUGAAAUCUAAGAACUCCGACAGUGUCAUAAUUUUUUCAUACCUACUUUGCUAUGACUGAGAUGAAAAUUAUUUAGUUCCCCUUAGAUCUCAUAACAUUUCACCAUUCAUUCGCAGGGGCCAUAAGCUAAUUGUUCGCCUUUAACAGAAUGCUGCUCUGAAAUCUAUGUGAAAACGCUCGUUUAACAUGACUAUCAACAAUCUUUGUAUUGCAACCAAACUAUUUAUUUGUGCAACCAAAAAAGGUACGCGAGUGAUUCUGAAAUCACGAAGACGGUUCAUUGUUGACCACUAUUUAGUGAGGUGGAUUGUGUUAAUUUUCACCCAGCCGUUGUAGUGAGAUAAUAUAGCACCAAAUGAUUAUUUUACCUCUUUCUCUUCCUGCAACGAUUACAAUAUUUUCGUGUGCAAAUCACGCACGAGUUACUCGGAGGUGAAUAGGUAAGGAUAUUUAUAGUUUAAGUAGCCAAUCAGAGCGCACCUUCAACGCUAUUGAUUGUUUUAGUAUAUACUGAAUUUUCUUAUGGUUGGUCUGCAGGAUGCGAUUGCGCGCGGUCUGAAGGCAGAUGAGUGGGUAAAGUCAGUGUCCGAGCUGAUUGGUGGAAAAUGUGGCGGGAAGGACCAGUCUGCGCAGGGAUCUGGGUCCAACGUUGGCUGUGUAAAGAAAGCUGUGGAGACUGCGACAAAUUUUGCGCAACAAAAACUUUAA
Molecule: messenger RNA, 14345 nt
Organism: Pocillopora meandrina
Lineage: Eukaryota; Metazoa; Cnidaria; Anthozoa; Scleractinia; Pocilloporidae
Source: the annotation of a GenBank genome assembly